Histoplasma mississippiense is the source of this 963-nucleotide messenger RNA. RefSeq lists its product as hypothetical. The record is from RefSeq and is a predicted model, not a curated record. NCBI's taxonomy places the organism in Eukaryota, Fungi, Ascomycota, Eurotiomycetes, Onygenales, Ajellomycetaceae. The transcript has 4 exons. The coding region runs from base 1 to 963 and encodes 320 amino acids. Gene Ontology annotation, biological process: vacuolar transport.
AUGCGUCCCGCCAGGUCGACUUUCCUAAUCGCAGCCCCCCCGUUACUCUUUCUAUGCUCUUCUACCUCCGGAGCUGAACCUUUACGAAAUGGACUAAAACCGUGUACCAUAUUCUCACCAACCACGGGCGCCUAUUUUGAUCUUAAUGCUAUAGCGCUAUCACCGCCAGUAAUUAAAGAUGGGAAGAAAGUUCACAAUAAAGAUAGGGAAGAGAGUUGGCAUGCUAAAGGAUACGAUUAUCCCGCAAAUUUCACAUUAAACAUCUGCGCUCCUGUUAUCGAAGAUUUGAAGGAUGUGGUUGGAGUGGACAAGUCCAAAUGGGCAAACGAACUCGUUUUCCGCGGACGUAGCCUGGUCCUUAACUACACCGACGGUUCCCCUUGUCCUGCGCUGACAUCAUCGAAGGCCAGUGGAUUCGGAACCACAGACCAAACUCCUAAUAAGGACAAGGUAUUGGGCCAAGGUGAUGAUAACGGCCCUGAUAAGGAUAAAGAUCAGGAUGACAAGACCGAUGAUAAGGACAAACAUGACGGAAAGAAGGGGGGAAAUUCUUCUGAUCACGAGCCUGCUGAUUCAUCCCGCCGAAAAUCUACUAUCUUGUCCUUCCUAUGCGAUCGGGAUCUGGUGUCCCCAGCGGCAAGUGUGACGUUUGUCGGAACUCUCGAUUCGUGCACCUAUUCCUUUCAGGUACGAAGCGCCGCUGCAUGCGGCGGUUUUGCACGCACUGAUGGUGGACUGGGUCCAGCUGGUGUCUUUGGUGUGAUUAAUGCACCAGCGUGGGUGGAGACAAUGCCCGAAUUACAGCAUGUGGGCCAGUGCCGUUUCAUUCCUACGGGUAAGUUCAUUGUCUAUACUAUCGUCCACCGCACCACUAUCCCGAGCCCGCACACGUGGCAGCGCCACAACAACAUAUCCGCCAUUCGGCAAACGGAAAAAUCUUUCUUUGCCUGUUUCACGGCUUGA